AUGGACACCCUCAUGGACACUCUCAUGGACACUCUCAUGGACACCCUCAGGGACACCCUCAUGGACACCCUCAUGGACACCCUCAUGGACACUCUCAUGGACACCCUCAUGGACACCCUCAUGGACACCCUCAUGGACACCCUCAGGGACACUCUCAUGGACACCCUCAUGGACACCCUCAUGGACACCCUCAUGGACACCCUCAGGGACGUGUCUGAAGAUGCAGGAGGCGGAGCCUGUGGUGAAAGCCAGACGUCAGAUGGAUGCCACGCCCCCCUCUGCCCCCCCCCCCAUACUAACUCCUCCCUCAUGGAUGCCACACCCUGCCACGCCCCCCUCUGGCCCUGCCCCCCCAGACUAACUCCUCCCCCUGGAUACCACGCCCCCUGGAUGCCACAACCUGCCACGCCCCCCUCCGGCCCCGCCCCCGGACUAACUCCUCCCCCCUGGAUGCCACGCCCCCUUCUGGCCCCGCCCCCCGGACAGACUCCUCCCUCCUGGUGCCACGGCCCGCCUCCCCACACUCAGUCCACAGAGUAA
This is a messenger RNA of Knipowitschia caucasica, 540 nucleotides long. The record is from the annotation of a GenBank genome assembly. Lineage: Eukaryota; Metazoa; Chordata; Actinopteri; Gobiiformes; Gobiidae.